Molecule: messenger RNA, 1442 nt
Organism: Ilex paraguariensis (yerba mate)
Lineage: Eukaryota; Viridiplantae; Streptophyta; Magnoliopsida; Aquifoliales; Aquifoliaceae
Source: the annotation of a GenBank genome assembly
AUGGUUGAUUAUCUGCAGAUUAAGGAUAUAGCAUUAAAAUUCUCAGGUGCUUAUAAGCAAUGCAAGCCCUGUACGAGCCCCAGCGCCUACAAGAAAGGACAGCGACCUUAUCCUGACUUCGAUACUAUUUCAGAAGGGGUUCCUUACCCUUACUUUCAGCCAGGAAGCUCCGGUUCUACUCCUGCUUGGAAUUUUUCAAGCACUGGCAACCACCCAACUGAUUCAAGGUUUACAGGAGCAUUUGGGGGUGAUUGGACCCCUGGUGGAAAACAAUCUAUCUCAGCUCAGUCUGGUGAACUGGUGGUAGAAGAUGAGGAUGAACCCAAAGAAUGGAUGGCGCAAGUGGAACCUGGCGUGCAAGUCACUUUUGUAUCUCUUCCUCAUGGUGGAAAUGAUCUAAAACGAAUUCGCUUCAGCCGAGAGAUGUUUGACAAAUGGCAAGCUCAGAGAUGGUGGGGGGAGAAUUUUGAUCGAAUCAUGGAGCUUUACAAUGUUCAGAGAUUCAACCGGCAAGCUUUUCAUACUCCUCCAAUGUCUGAAGAUGGAAGAGAUUCAUCUUACUCGAGGCUUGGUUCUGCCAUGGAAAGCCCUAUGAUGACCCCAUCGAUACCCAAAGAGUGGGCUCCCAGAAACUAUUAUAAACCUUCUGGUGGUAAAGGUCAUUUCCCACCUGAUUAUCUAGAUCAAGGUGGCAGCCAAAACUACAAUGGUGGGUCAAGUGCUUAUGCCACUGGCGGGGCAUCAUCUAUGGAUGCAUCACGGACGACGACCUCCUCUAGAGACGAAGCUUCAAUUUCCAUUAGCAAUGCCAGUGACAUGGAGUCAGAAUGGGUGGAGCAAGAUGAGCCUGGGGUGUACAUCACCAUCAGACAGUUAGCUGAUGGCACUAGGGAGCUCCGGCGAGUCAGAUUCAGUCGCGAAAGGUUUGGGGAGGUGAAUGCAAAGCUUUGGUGGGAAGAGAAUAGGGACAGAAUACAGGCUCAGUACCUUUGAACAUUAUAUACAACCAUAUACAUACCCAUCUUUACUGAUUAGAUUAUUGGCGUUCAAAAUGGCCCCAGAGCACAACCGGAUGAAGAUGGAACGUUUCAAUUUUGCUUCUUAACAAAUGAUGAUAAAAAAAACUGACCAUAACGUUCAAUCUCAACAAAAGAACGUAUUAACUAGGACGACUGCUGAUGUUGAAGAUCUGAAAGGCAUUACAUUUUGAUGGUAAUCUGGUGUUAUUCAUGAUGUUUAAUUCUCUCCACAACAGCUCUCCCCAAGGGUUGAAUGCCAUGUAAUGACAGGUUACAGAUUUGCCCUUUCCAUCUUGUAUUUAAUUGUCACAACCUUGGUGCCUCUUUUUUUGUUUUUUUUUCCUCUCGUCUCUUCUGGUUUUUAGGACACUACAGGGCAAUGAGACAAUGAAUAUGUUGACAAUGUACAUCUUUCAUGUGAGA